Messenger RNA from Cuscuta epithymum, 601 nucleotides. The record is from the annotation of a GenBank genome assembly. NCBI's taxonomy places the organism in Eukaryota, Viridiplantae, Streptophyta, Magnoliopsida, Solanales, Convolvulaceae.
GACCAACAAAAUACUACGCGGGUGUUACCAAGGCCAUAAGAAACACUCUUAGUGUCCAGAAAAAACUUUCAGCAAUAUCUCAAUGCCCCGCAUUGGGUGCUCUAGUAAUAGACUUUCAACAAAAUUUUCAUCAGUCAUGUGACUUCAAACUUCAAACUUAUCUGAACAAAUUUUCAUCAGUCAUGUGACUUCAAACUUCUCUGAAGCAAAUUUUCAUCAUCAGUAUUUUGUACAACAUAGUAUAUGUGCCAGUUGACUAGCCCAAUUUAUGUGACUUCCGUGCAUGCUCCACCACAUAUGUGAUGAACAUGUGGGCCUACACAGUUGAAAGGCAUGCAUUCAGCGUCGUUCCCCAAACAGGCGCCCACUCCUGUCUGACUCUGGGGUUUGGCAGCUUCUCAAAAGUCCACCUCUCUUUUUGUUCUUUACCUCUUCUCCCUGCUCCAACUCUGGUUGUGAUCCAUGGUAUGGCUGGUAUGGCUGUAUAUCAAUGCCGUAUAUGCAUGGCCUACUCAAAUUUCACUUCUUUGCGGGGUUGGUAUGGAGCAACCCAAGCGCUUGGGUUACUAAUGGGUUGGGAGGCACAUGGUGUGGCUGAUCA